Cannabis sativa is the source of this 3507-nucleotide messenger RNA. RefSeq lists its product as uncharacterized. The transcript has 2 exons. The coding region runs from base 1408 to 2034 and encodes 208 amino acids. NCBI's taxonomy places the organism in Eukaryota, Viridiplantae, Streptophyta, Magnoliopsida, Rosales, Cannabaceae. The record is from RefSeq and is a predicted model, not a curated record.
ACAAAAAAUAUUUAGUAAGAGUGAAGGAAUGCAACAAGAGGAGAAGACUCAAAUUCCAGUUAGAGAUUGUUUGAAGAAAAAAGACAUUGGUAAAAGAUUGAAGAAAGUGAAAAGAAGCUCUCAAGUGAGGUUCAAUGAGAGUAUGAACUCAAUGAUUUUAGUUGUGAGUUUAGAGAAUUUGAGUUAAUGUGGAGAUUGUUGAACUUUGACUCAAAUUUAUUUUAGAGCAUUGUUAUUGGACACCAAUGGUGCCUAACACCUUCUAGACGUGUCGUCUUGCGAUUUACUAACGAUACUCUCUAAAAAUUAUUACAUUAAACUAUAUGAGACCCAAUACUUAAUUGCAUCAAUAGUUAUAUUAACAUGUAGGAGGGUGCUAAGCACCACUGGUACCUUUUAGCAUUUCUCUUAAUUUUAUUUUAUUAAUUAACAUGUUUAAAAUUUUUUGUUAACUAAGUUUUGAAGAGUUUUCUUGAGAAAGCUUUGGAGUAUUUUGGUGUCCAAAUUUAUUUUUCUAUAUAUAUGUUUGUUUUGUAUGUGAGAAGUAGAGUGUGUGUGUGAGAGAGAAGAAGAGUGAAUUGUGAAAAGAGAGGUGUGAGAGAGCGAGAAAAAAAGCAAAGAGUGUAUUGAGAUUUGGAUGGAGAAAUUGAAAUGAUGAGUGUAUGUAAUUUAAAGUUAUAAGUGUAAUAUAUCUGUGGAUUUGGUAGUUUUACCCGACCGAAUAAAUUUCUUUAGAUAGUUGUUUCUUUAAAAGAAGCUUUAGAUAGAUAGUUAACAAUAGCUUGAAUAAGGUAAGACUUUGAGAGUUGAUUUAUGAAUCAGUUGAAUAGAAAUUUCAAAAUAGAUAGGUGUCACAAAUGAUGAAUUGAUUUCUUACAUGUUAUUUCUUGUUUAAGUCCUAAUGUGUUUGCUAAACAAAAAUUGUGAUGUGUAAUCAUAUACAGAAGAAAUGGUUAAAAAAGUUUGGUUGCACACUCUUAAAAAUGAUAAAAAGAAAAGAAAUUGUUUGACCUGCCAAGUCAUUUUCACCCAAAAAACCAGGACACAAGUAGCCCAACUUGUUGGGUCAUGCAAACUGAGAGAGAUUCUCAUGAAAAAAGUGCAAAAACACAAAGAGAAACACUAUGUAUUUGUUGGUGUGUCAUGCAUAGAGAGAGAGAGAGAGAUAAAGGUACAUGCUCUCAGUUUGUUAGGUCACACUCUAUACAGGUGAGAGAGAUCAUUGGCUGACUGAAAGCCUCCAAAUUGCAAAAUCACAUAAUCUAAUAGAAAUGCCAUGACAAACCUGCCUGUAUCAUUAAGCUUAACCACACCUCAAUGAAGGAAAUAAAUUUGAAAGCAGUCUAUUGAUUUUCAUGCAAUUUACUCAUCUCCCAUAGUUUCUCUCUGAAAGUCUACUAAGUAGGAAUGGAUGAAAAAGAAGAUGUAACGGUGAAGAAGAUCGAUCAAGAUGUCACAAUUUUUCGCCUGACACCUAUAAGAAUAGCAGUAUCCCUCCUCUCUGUUUUCCUGCUCUUCUGCAUCAUUCGUUUAGGUUUCCAAGUUGCAACAGGGGUGGAACCAGAAAGUAGUCGAAAGAACUGGGGUUUUCGUAUUGGUGUAGUGACUUUAAUCGUUGGUGUCCUGUUUGUCGCUCUUGGCCUUCCCAUACUGAUAAAUCUGUUUCUCAAAAUGUCUGAACAGUUGCAGAGGCAUGAAGUAUCAGGCAUCUAUACAGCAGAUGGAGAAGAGAUGAAGCCACUACGUACAAUCAUUAUUCGAAUCUUGGUGACCUUGAUGACAAUGUUCAUGCUCGCAUGGGCCUCUUACACUGGUUAUAGGCUUACAACAGAGCCAAGGAGAGAUGACAAGUACUAUCCCCUAAUAUUUCCAAUUGGCAUAGUUACUAUUGUGUUUGGUGCAGUCUACAUUAUCAUUGGUCUAGCCAUAAUUGCAGAUUUAUCACUAUCUCUAACAGUGAAGUUAAUGCUGAGACGCAGGAAAGGAUCCAUAGUUCAUGAAGACAACACAACAGAGACAAAAAUUUCCGUUUGAAAACUAUUAUGACCCGUUACAUAGGUGUCCGUAGUUAUGUUUUUCCUGAUUAGUAUGAGAUCUUAACUCUAUCUAAGGCUGUUCUGAGCAAAAAAGAAAAUAAUAAACCAUUUGUACCACUUAUUCUAAGAUUUCUUCAUCCCUUUGUCAGACAUCUAAGACUCAUACUUCUAUUAACGAAUUGUUCUCCUUUGAGGAACAAGUACUUAUAAGCAUAAUAUGAAUCAGAAAAUCACUAACAUCCUGCAGAAUUGGUAUAAAAUUAAUCAAAAGCCGGACAAAGACAGUUAUGAACUAGGGUCACUAACUAAAGGGGCUAAACACUACCAUAAUUAGUUAAAUUAUGCACACAAUAAAUGAUAAGAGUUUGCAAACCUAUAAGGAUUUGUUCUUCUACACUUUAAGCCUGAAAUUGUACUUAGUACUUAUGAAACAAUAUCAUGGUAAUAUACAGGGCUCUAAUGAGCAAAAGCAAUGAAAGCUCUCCUAUUCUUCAUCUACUCAGCUCAUCAACAUUCCCCCUAUUAUUACACUAAGUUGUACAAAUUUCUUAUAUGUAUCUAACAUAUAAUUAGAAGAAGAAGAAGAUCAUAACACUAUGUACUCAUUCAAAUUAGAAUGCAGCAAUGAUAACAUUAUUUACUUCUUCAUUUUCUCUUUCAAUACUCAAAAAUGAAGCUCACAAUGUCAAUUCAAAAUUGUGAAUGCCAACAUGGGAUUUUCACCAAUAAAUACUUUCUUAAAUCUGAAUUUCUUAUAAGUAUUGAGCUUAUUCAUUAGCUUCUAAGAGCCCCAAAUAACAUAAAACAGAAUUCAAAGACUCCCAAUAAAAAGAAAAGAAAGUAGAUGAAGUUCAAGUACUCAAAAUGUCAAAAAGAAACAAUUUUUCUGAGAUUAUUUGAUUGUUUAUCCUACAUUUCGAUUGUAAGCAAACACACAGAGCAUCAUCAUAACAUAUCCAAAUGCUGAACCAAAACCCUAGUUGAUACACAAACAAAAUCACAGGGCUUUUACUCAUAAUAAUUCAACUUCAAAAAUGUACACAUUUUCAACCCACAAAAACCCUAGAAACUUCAAGCAAAUAAAGUUGAGCUAUAACCUAACAAAGAGAAAGAGAAAGAAAGAGGCAAAGAGAUUUCUAGAUAAGCUUGAAAGGGAGAGGCCAAGGAGUGGACCUGGGGACCUCAACCUUGUCUUUGAUGCGCUCGAUCUUCUUCUCCUUCUUUGGUCUGGAGUUUCCGUACGAUCCCUUGAACCUCUUUCCCUUCUUCGUCUUCUUGUCCCCUCGUCCGCACAAGAUCGGAACCCGUAUCUCGCCGGCCGGCCCACCUGAGGUUGCCGAGAAAGACAUUGAUGAUGAUGAUGAUGAUGACGCCAUGAACGGAGGUCGUCGAAGCUCCGUCAUCACUAUUCGUCUGGCUAUGGCGCCGCACCACUGUACCAUCGCCAUAGUUUUUUUCUUCUCUUUAGUUU